UCCUUUUGCAAGCUUUUUUUUGGCACUCUCGCAGCCAACUCUGGGAGGGUUUCCCGGACAGAGGUCGUCGUGGCAGUUGCCUUAAGACGUGCAGCCCAGGCCACAGCCACUAGUGCUCUCUGACCCAGGUCCACUGCAGGCGGCAGCAGCAGCCCCAGCCGGUGCAGCAGCAUGGAGCUUUGGGGGCCCUACUUGCUCCUCUGCCUCUUCUCCCUCCUGACCCAGGUCACUGCCGAGACACCUACCUCCAAGGUCAAGAAGGCUGCAAAUGUUAAGAAAGAUGCCGUGAGCCCGAAGAUGCUUGAGGAGCUCAAGGCCCAGCUGGACAGCCUGGCCCAGGAGGUGGCCCUGUUGAAAGAGCAGCAGGCCCUGCAGACGGUCUGCCUGAAGGGUACCAAGGUGCACAUGAAGUGCUUUCUGGCCUUCGUCCAGGCGAAGACCUUCCACGAGGCGAGCGAGGACUGCAUCUCGCGAGGGGGCACCCUGGGCACCCCGCAUACGGGCUCCGAGAACGACGCCCUGUACGAGUACCUGAGCCAGAGUGUGGGCAGCGAGGCCGAGGUCUGGCUGGGCUUCAACGACAUGGCGGCCGAAGGCACCUGGGUGGACAUGACUGGCGGCCAUAUCACCUACAAGAACUGGGAGACAGAGAUCACCGCCCAGCCCGACGGCGGCAAGGUCGAGAACUGCGCUGCUCUGGCCGGUGCGGCCAACGGCAAGUGGUUCGACAAGCGCUGCCGGGACAACUUGCCCUACGUCUGCCAGUUCGCCAUCGUCUAGCGGGCCGAGAGGGGCGAGGGCGGGGGCAGAGUCCGGGGGCGGGGCCAGGGGAGGGUGGGAUCGUGAGCCCCGGAAGAGGGGCCGUGGGACCUUCCCGCCCCGCAUCCCUACCCCCGCGCGCUGGGGGCCUCCUCUUGCAAAUAAAGUGGGUGCAGCUUGGCA
Molecule: messenger RNA, 942 nt
Organism: Delphinapterus leucas (beluga whale)
Lineage: Eukaryota; Metazoa; Chordata; Mammalia; Artiodactyla; Monodontidae
Gene: CLEC3B
Product: C-type lectin domain family 3 member B
Biological process (GO): ossification; bone mineralization
Source: RefSeq, a predicted model, not a curated record